This is a messenger RNA of Suillus plorans, 627 nucleotides long. RefSeq lists its product as uncharacterized. The transcript has 2 exons. The record is from RefSeq and is a predicted model, not a curated record. The coding region runs from base 1 to 627 and encodes 208 amino acids. Lineage: Eukaryota; Fungi; Basidiomycota; Agaricomycetes; Boletales; Suillaceae.
AUGGCUCAUUCAGACUCAUGCGCUGUCAAUGCUGACGGUUCUCUCAAGGAUGCCAAGGACAUCGUCUUCUACCACGAUCCCGAUGAUUCUGUCCCCCUUGACACCACGUCCUCUGCCCCCCAGCCAUCAUCAUCUACUAAUCCUCCUCAGGAUGCCUUCUCUAUGCUACUGAAUACUGGGCGCAAACCAACACCAGUUACAGCUGGUGCUCGACGAUCCAUUCGGACCUCUAAGCCAUCUGCUCGCCUCCGGGAUGCUGAGAACAUUUAUUCAACCUCGACCUCCACCAGCUCAACAAACCGCAAACGUGCAUUGUCUAGCGCUACUGAACUUCAACUUCAACCGGCUCACAAAAAGGUUUUAUCAUGUCUAUUAUCAGACGAGGAUAGCCUUGAUGACGACGACGCUGGUCAUGACACCGAUCCUUUGGAGGACCAGCCCGUGGAGGACCAGCCCGAAGCCGAACCUGAAGCCGAAGCCGAACCUGAGGACGCCAUCCAAGCCACUUUGCCGAAGACUGAACGUACCGCUGACAUUCGCACUGUCUUCACUCGCCAUGAAACACACUGGGUAUGCAACCCUUGCAAGGACGCUGUACUUAUGUUUUUUUUUGCUCAUUGUAAAUAA